Closterium sp. Yama58-4 is the source of this 1414-nucleotide messenger RNA. NCBI's taxonomy places the organism in Eukaryota, Viridiplantae, Streptophyta, Zygnematophyceae, Desmidiales, Closteriaceae. The record is from the annotation of a GenBank genome assembly.
AUGCGCUGCUGCACGGUUCUCCCGUUCCCUCUCAUCCCCGCUUUCCCUUGCACGCAUGUACUGCAGGGCGCGGACGCGGCCGCGGGGAAGGGCGGCAGCGCGGAGGGCGCGCUGGCGGAGGCGGUGGACUUCCGCGCGCUGGAGCAGCGCUUCCAGGCCACGGGGCACCUCGCGGGGCACCUCGCGGACGCCGCCGCUGCCCCUGCAGCUGCUGAUUGUGCUGCCGCUACAGCCUCUGCUGGUGAAACGGCUUGUGUGGCGGCGGUGGCAGUGAGCAGUAUAGUGCGAGAGGAGGGCGUGGCGGGGCUGCAGUGCCCUGUGUACUCCGUGCAGGGCAGGCCUGGGUUCUUCUUCCUGCCCGGAGCACUGACGGUGCAGCAGCAGGCGCAGCUAAUUCAAGACGCCCUGCAGAACAGCGUAGAGCCGCCCAACCGCACCAACCACACCGCUGCCUUUGGUGCCAUCCACGGCCUCUGGCCUGCCUUCUCCCUCUCCUGUGCUGCUGCCUCUGAUCAUGGCAGCACGGAGCAUGCUGGUGCUGAUGAUGAUGGUGAUGGUGGUGGUGGUGAUGAGGAUAGCAGCAGCAGCAGCAGCAGCAGCAGCAGCAGCAGCAGGAGGCGUGUCAGUGCUGUGCUGCGGCCGUGUGUGGGAGGAGGAGAGGCGGAGGGGGUUGAGUGUGCCGAAGAGAGGGGCGUGAGUGGGGAGGCGAGGGAGUGGGGUGGGGAGAAUGGGUGGCGGGGUAUUGCAGGUGGCGCGUGCUGCUUUGAGUUUCACGAGCAAGGGGAGGAGGAGGAGAGGGGGAAAGGCAGAGGGGAGAAGGGGCGGAGGAAAGGAGGGGGAGGAGAGGCGAGAGGGAGUGGGGAUGGAGUGAGGGAUAGUGGGGGCGAGGUAAUGGAGGGAGAGAGGGGUGACGGCGCAGGUGCAGUGAUGAAGAGUGGGGAGGAGGGUGAGAGGAAUGGAGGCGAGGGGAGGUGUGUGGGGGGGGAGGGAGUGGGUGGGGGCCGUGAAAAGGGAGUGAGCGCGGAGUGGUUGGUAGGCAAGCUGCGGUGGGCCACUCUUGGCGUGCAGUUCGACUGGAGCAAGCGGGCCUACGACCCUGCGCUGCCCUUUCGCCCCUUCCCCCCUUUCCUCGCGCACCUGGCCGCGCACCUGGCAGCGCCUGCCAUGCCCUCCGCGCACGCCACCUUCUCCCCGGAGGCUGCCAUCGUCAACUUUUACCAUCCAGGCGACAUGCUGGGCGGGCAUGUGGAUGACAUGGAGGCGGACUGGACCAAGCCCAUCGUCAGCAUCAGUCUGGGGUGCAAGGCGGUGUGUUCUGCUGGGCGGGUGCACGCGCGACGAGGCACCCGUGGCAGUGGUGGUGCGCAGUGGCGAUGUGCUGCUCAUGGCCGGCCCUGCAGGGAGUGCUUCCAUG